ACACACACACAUAGAGACACAGUUACUUUGAAUAAAUUUUAUAGUUAAUAGAUUGACAGAUUAUAUUUUGAGUAUCCGUCUAUGAAGCAUAACUCAAUAAACGUUUUUCUGUUUAUUAGUGAAAAAUUUUAUCAUUGAAUAAUUGAUUUUUAUUAAAAUAAUGGCUUUUUUAUCACAAGUGAAAAUUUUUAUUACAAAAAAACCUAUGUUAUUUAAUUCUUUUAUCUACGGUUCUUUCUAUGUAACUGCGGAGUUUAUUCAACAGAUGUAUCAUAGAAAAAAACAUACUGAAAAUCAAGUAAUUGAAAAAAUUAAUAUUAAGAAUCAAUUGAAUUCUCUUUCUACUGAGAUUACUGAAUUAGAAAUUAUCAAUUUGAAAACUGAUUGGUCAAUUAUUGGGAGAUAUUUCAUUUAUGGCUAUUGUAUAGCUGGACCAAUUCUUCAUGGAUGGUAUUUAUGGCUAGAUAAAGCGUUCGUAGGAACAUCUCAAAAAAUUGUUAUCAGUAAACUAAUGUGUGACCAAUUUAUGUUAACUCCAGCAUUACUUUUUAUAUUUUAUACAAGUAUGAGCUUGAUGGAAGGAAAAAGUGAUAUUUUACAUGAAUUUCAAAUGAAAUUUUUAAAAACAUUUGAGACAUCUUGUUUGUUUUGGCUUCCGGUGCAGUUUAUAAACUUUUUACUAGUUCAUCCUACUUACAGAGUUUUAUAUGUCAGUAUUGCAUCUUUUUGUUGGGUUAAUAUUUUAUGUAAUUUUAAACGUACACCAACAAUUGCAUAAGUAAAUAAAAAAUUAAAGUGUUUUAACAAUUCCUCUUUAUUUAGUCAAUCAAAUAAUUUUUUUAAACAUUUAUGUCAAUGUUAUAAUUGUUGAGUGUAUAAUUAUUUAAUUAACAAAAUUAUGUUUUUUCACUGAACUUGGCUUAUAUGAUUUUUAGAAAAAUUCAAUACUAUCUGGUAAAUUUAAUUAUUUUUAUAUGAAAGUUUACAAUAUAAUUUAAACUUAUUUAUUGAUCAAUUUAGUUAUUUCAUGGUCUAAUAUUUGAGCGAUAAAAUACUUGCAAAAGACUAAAUAUAACUACUUAUUUUAUUCGUAAUUUUUUGCAUAAGUUAUGUACAUGAUAUUUGAUAUUGUUGAUAGAAAUUGGAUAGUUCGUGUAGCUAAAAAUAUUUUUACAUAUGUAAUUAAUAUAGUGAAUUGGACGGAAGUAAAUGUACACAAUAGAAUAAAAUAAAUUACAUUCAAAUGUUCCUACAAUACUGUUUGAAUCGUAUUAAAAUAAUUUUUUCAAUCUAUUACUUGAAGUUUGAAAAAUAUCGGUAAAUUUUACGAUAAUUAUUUUUAAAUCGAAUUAUAAAUAUAAAGUCAUGAAUACGAUUGUUAUUGGUAUGUAAACAAACAUUGUUAAAAUAUAGGAAAAUAU
Chelonus insularis is the source of this 1421-nucleotide messenger RNA. Its product is annotated as mpv17-like protein. Gene Ontology annotation, biological process: cellular response to reactive oxygen species. The transcript has 4 exons. The record is from RefSeq and is a predicted model, not a curated record. NCBI's taxonomy places the organism in Eukaryota, Metazoa, Arthropoda, Insecta, Hymenoptera, Braconidae. Gene Ontology annotation, cellular component: cytoplasm; mitochondrion; membrane. Bases 161 to 778 code for a protein of 205 amino acids.